UAUAGUAUUCAGGUAAGCAAAAGUUACAAUGAUAAACAUUGAUUUUUUAACAACCGAUCUUCAUUUGUUGACGAUUUAUUAAUUACCUAGGUGCGAAACGAUACAUAGAACUGUAUAGGCGUUAGUGAAAGUGAAAUGUGAUAGGGAGUGAAAGCAGAAAUUUACCAUUGACAAGAAUUACCAUUUUAAGACAACUUUUUGCCGGCCUUUUUCCAAGUCUACGUGAUGGAUGAUAUUUGUGUCAAGGAAAAAUUAACUAAUUGUGAAUAAAAAAAAAAUUAAACCUGAUUGAACUUAAAAUAAACAUUCGAAAAAAAAUAGUUUUCUAAGCAAACAAGUGCCACAGUUAUGUCCAUAAAGGACUAUUAAAUCCUUAUAAAGGAUCGUUGGAGAUAAAGACGAAGUUUUAUUUAUAAACUUGUGCCAUAUUCCUUUUGAUAGUGCAUCACUAAAAGUGCUCUGUGAUUAAUUUAUUAAUUUGGUUUCUAUUGUUUUGGAUUAUUUCCGAUAUAUGGUGUAAUUUUUCCUUAAAAGGAUAAGAGGUCUUUCCAAGUAAGAACGUAAGAAAAUUACGUAUUAAUAAAUAAAUAAAACAACCAAAGAUAAGGAACAAAAUAAACUACAAAAUGGACAGUGGUUCACCAGCGGAUUUCACGAAAAUUUCCCACAGUGGCCUACUGGCUCGUAGUUUAGAGGGUCAUGCGGCCCACGGGAUGUCUAUUAAAGGAAACGAAGACGUUUGGGUGGAAAUUCAGGCAAACACAUUCCGCAACUGGGUUAAUGAAUAUUUACCUCGUGAAUUAAGGGUGACCGAUUUGUCACGUGACCUAUGCUCUGGGGUAUGCUUAUGCGCCCUUGUCGAAGCCCUUCAGGAACGUCCUAUAAAACCCGCGUGGAACAAAAAGCCAGCUAACCAACACCAUUAUUUGGAAAAUGUCACAGCUGCUCUUAAUGCAAUCGAAAAUGACGGGGUUAAAUUGGUUAAUAUUGGAAAUGUGGAUAUAGUUAAUGGGAAUUUAAAAUUAAUUUUGGGUUUAAUUUGGUCACUGAUUGUUCGUUAUCAAAUUGGACGUUCCAAAUUCCCUCCAAGGAAAUUGAUGUUAGCAUGGCUACAAGCUGUGUUACCAGAAUGCAAAGUUUCCAAUUUAACUACAGAUUGGAACUCUGGAAUUUUAUUAUCAGCUCUAAUAGAUUACUGUAAACCGGGACUCUUUCCGCACUGGAGAAAAUUAGAUAAAAAUAACGGAAUCGAGAAUUGUAGAAGGGCUAUGGACAUAGCACAGAAACAAUUAAAAAUCCCAGCAGUUUUGGAGCCCGAAUAUUUAGCAUCACCUUGGCUAGAUGAACUAUCAGGAAUGACCUAUUUAUCGUAUUUCAUGAAACCAGGAUCUCCUGGAUUUUACGCGACACUACGAUGGGUUAAUUCAAGAUUAGAAAGAUCAGUACAGAAUUUUACGUCUGAUUGGAAUGACGGCAAAGUGUUGAGUGAAAUUAUCAGGUCACUGGGUGGAUCAGCUCCGUCUCCUGAAAAAUUAAAGUCUGAUCCUUACUAUUGGGUGUCCAAUUUGACUCAAGCGGUAGAAGCGGGUAAAAGACUAGGUGUUGAACCAAUAUUGUCGGCCAAGGAUAUGGCUGACAGGAAUGUGGAACAUUUGGGGGUAAUGGCGUAUGCCGCACAUUUCCAAUGGGUACCCGAACGACCCCCUUUGCAUGACCUCAUCAAUGUCAGACUUGAAUCGACUUCGGGAAGAGUGGAAGAACCAACUCAUUUUCAAAUUAAACUUCUGGAUUCUUCACUUUCAAUGAAGCAUGUGUCGGUAGAGAUAAGAGGUCCAGAUAAUAAAGUCUAUUUGGUUCGAGAUCUAAAGAACGGUCACGGAACGUUCAUUCCUCAGAAAGUUGGAAUGCACGAACUGGUUGUAUUUUAUGAGGGUCAAGAGGUCAUUUCGGGGCACUAUUUUAGAGUUUUGCCUCCUUUGGUUGAAGUCGCACCACCUGGAAUGGCUCCAUGUGCUCUUGGAUCGUUGGUGCAAGUUCUUGUAAACGCAACAGGUGCUCCAAGAAGGGAAGACAUUCAAGUAAUCGCCUACAGUCCACAUGGAAGACCACUGGAAUGUCCUUUGACCACCGUGGAUGGUACAAAUAGUGCAACAUUCAAGCCAGACGAAGCUGGUGAAUGGCAGAUAGAAAUCACUUAUCAGGGAAAACAGAUACAGGGUGGUCCAUUUACGUGUGCAGUUUUUGAUCCCGAUGGCGUCGAAGUUUCCGGCUUAGAAGGAGCUUUACCCCUUGUGCCACACACUGUCGAUGUUGAUUGCAGAGCGGUAGGAGUUCCCGGUGAAGUGCAGGCUGACGUUGUUCAUAAUAAGAAAACCGUACAUAGUCGUAUAGAAAAAGUAGACACUAGCGGUUAUCUUUACAGGGUGCAUUUCACUCCAAUGGAAGGUGGCAAACAUAGGGUUUAUAUUUACUUCAACGGCUACGAUGUUAGAGGGUCCCCGUUUAUGUUGAGAGUAGGAUCUCAAAGAAGAUCUAAAACUUCAAAUAGUCCAACAUUUCGAAAAACAUCAUCGGUGUCUCCGAUAAGCUCCCCCACAAACCGUUACGCAUCCUCAAGUCCCAUCGAUACCUCGUACAAUUCAAAAAAUUCCAAUUACUACGAUGGUUCUCCAUCGUUACAUGACAAAUAUUAUUAUUCGUCGAGAGAAUAUCAGAAAGGUCAAAGUGAAAAAUACCAAUACUCUGGAAACAAGAACGACGAAUUUAGAAAGUCUGCCAGUCCCAGUUUCGCUCCUAGGCCAUCCAGUCCCAACUUUCCACCGAGACCACAAAGUCCAGCAUAUUACAGGAACCAGAGUCCCAAUUAUAAUCGAUCUAGUCCAAUUUAUGGCAGGACCACCCAGAUGACAUCAAGUCAAAACCAUUCGUCAAACACAUCCCGAAUAAACAGAAGUCAAAGCCCGGCGAUUCGGGUGGAGAGUCCUUCCUCGGAGUACGUUUCUUCGAAGACAGUAAACGAAAGAAGACAUGAAGUGUCAUCCCCCAGCAGUUACUUAAAGAGACGAGAGGAGUACGAUUAUGUAUCUAGCGCAGCCAACAACGUUUCGUCAUUACGUAUAUCUAACUCAUCCCCAUCUCCAGAGCAUAGACUCGGAAGUCCAGGUAUUUAUUCAGAAAGAAAAAGUCCAGGGCGAAAUCAAAUCAUUCAACCUCGAGGCUAUGACGAAACUGAUAGGGGAAUAGAUACAAGUCCCACAGUGAAGGUCUCAACAGACGAUAAGCAUGCCAGGAGGGAUAGUUGGGACGCCAUAGCGAAGACAAAGAAUAUUUUAUCGAGAAGAAGUUUGGAAUCGGUUGCUAAUUUAACAGAUAGUCAACUGGAUUCCAAAUUAGGAAAGUCUGGAUUGGAAGAAGAAACGGAUGGUUUCCUGAAACGGGAAAGAGAUAGUGCCAGCGAAAACUAUUUUAGAAGUUACGCAGCAGAAGAGAGUAAAUACAAAUCCAGUUUGGAAAGGAGGACUGCUAAAAGUGGGAACUACGGUGGAGCUUCAGCUAUCAAAGUACAGCCGAUUCCUGAUGGGGUUCUUGGAAAACCGGUGGAAUUUGAAAUUGAUGGAAGUGGUGCCGGGUCUGGCGAUUUGGAAAUUCUUGUGGAAGGUGGUAAAGUGACAUCCAGUGUUCGCAGUUUAGGCGGACAACGUUUCAAAGCGGCAUUUACCCCUCAUCAGGUGCUUCCGCAUCGGGUAGAUAUACGAUUUAAUGGUGACAUGGUACCUGGCAGCCCUUGGCAUGUGAAUAUAAUGUCAACUUCAUCAGUAUCAGUUCUGGGCGAAUCCACCAGAUUAGUACCGGCCCACGUAUCGGCCGUUUUCGAAAUCGUCACAAAAAAUCACAAUAUCAUUCCCGAAGAUAUCACGGUUCACGUGAUAUCUCCUAGUAAAAGGGCCAUCCAGGCGCGUGUACUUCCCGGAACUAGAACCGGAGUACAAAGCGUUGAAUUCGUUCCCAACGAAGUUGGGACACACAUAAUCGAAGUGGCCGUUGCGGGGGAAAAACUCCUUACCCCAUUAGUGGCCAAAGUAUAUGAUACAAGUCUUAUACAAGUCACUGAUGUUGGCAGCGGAGUUGUUGGCCAACCUGUUCAGUUUAAGGUUGAUGCCAGUCAAGCUGGAGAGGGUCAACUUGAGAUAUCAAUAAACGAAGGGGAAGUACCCAAUCACGUUCAGGUGGUUGGGGGAGGCAGAUGUUUAGUAUCAUUCACCCCCGACGUCGCCAAGCCUCAUCUAAUCGAUAUAAAAUUCAAUGGCGAAACAGUAAGGGGUUGCCCAUUUGUCUGUCCAGUGGCAGACACAAGCAGAGUGAAUCUGAGCCUGACUCACCUCGAACUGAUCCCCGUCAAUCAACCCAGUUCGUUUCAUAUUGCGGUUGUAGGGGGCGGCACCGCCGAAUUAGCGGUAGCCGUUCGAGGUCCUUCUGGGGAAUUACCGGUAAAAGUAACUGGAGAUAUUCAUUCCGGAUUUACAGCUGAAUUCACCCCCGUUCUUGUGGGUGCUUAUCAGAUAACAGUAGAUUACAACGGUCGCCCGGUACAGGGCACCCCCUUUGUGGCAAAAGCAUUUGAUUGCACUAAAGUCUCAGUCGGCCAUGUCGCCCACGGAAUUGUGGGGAGACCGGUUACCUUUUCUGUAGACGCUAGCGAGGCUGGCGAGGGUAACUUGGAGAUAACGAUUUCGGCAAGGGGAUUGAAUAUACCCACUCAGGUGCAUCCCCAAGGUAAUGCCAAAUUCGCCGUCAGUUUUGUACCCGUUGAAGCGUGCGAUCAUGUAAUUAAUGUGGCAUUUAACAAACGACCCGUCGUCGGAUGUCCCUUGAUUGUUGGGGUUGGUAGCGGAAGCAAUGGACCGAGUGUUACCCUACCGGGGCCAGGGCCCAUUCACAAACCAAGCACUCUCUUGAUUAAUCAUCCGGGGAGGUUGGAAGAUAUCGAAGUUAAUGUCGAGGGCCCCGGAGGUCAAGCUGUUCCAACUCAAGUUCAACCGAUCGGCAGCGGUCAAUUUCAAGCAGAAUUUGUUCCCCGAACUGUUGGCGAACAUCGCAUAGCUGUGAAUGUUAGUGGUGUGCCAACCACGGGAAGUCCAUACGCAGCAAAAAUAUAUGAUGUCCAAGCGAUCAAAGUAAAGGACGCGACCACAGGCGUUGUUGGAAAACCGGUAACAUUUUUAGUUGAAACAAGCCUGGCAGGACCAGGGAACUUAGAAGUGACGGUAAACGGUGGUCGAGUCCCAACAUCCGCCCAAGCCCAAGGACCUCACGUCUACGCCAUUUCCUUUACACCACGAGAGGCGACGGUUCAUUCUGUAGAUCUCCGUUUUAAUGGUCAAGAUGUUCCCGGCAGCCCUUUCAAGUGUAACGUUGCUCCGUCGGCAAGAAUAAUCGCUCCCGAUGCUCUAGAUAAGAUUUCUGUCGGGAAGUCAUGCGUAUUUGCCGUGGAAAGCUCGGCUGUACCAAUCGUUGAAGUUCUUGGUCCGGCAAGGAAACCCGUACCAACACAGAUAACACCACAAUCAGGUGCCCAAGGUAAAUACGACGUAACAUUCGUACCCGUCGACGUAGGAGAUCACAGCGUUGAGGUUCGACUCCCUGGCGGCCAUAUUGAAGGAAGCCCUUUCCUUAUCAAAGCGUAUGACGCAGGAAGAGUUGUAGUAUCUGAUAUAAACGAUGGAAUGGUUGGAAAGCCAGUUUCUUUCAGUAUCAACGCAUCCCAAGCUGGAGCUGGAAAUUUGGAAAUAAUUGUAGCGGUUGCUGGCAGGAAUGUACCCAAUUUUGUCCAAAGUGAGGGAAACGCAAGAUUUAAAGUUAAUUUCAAACCAACAGAAGCAGCCACGCAUACCCUCAGUGUUCGUUUUAAUGGACAACCUGUUCCCGGGUCUCCAUUUAGCUGUAAAGUGCACCCCGGCAACACCCAACUUAGAAUUCCAGUGUCUGGAUCGGGAAUAGAACUUGCUGCAGUUGGUCAUCAGGCGGAAAUAAGAAUGGAUGGAAUUUCUGGUAACGCUGACGCCCACGUCACUGUGUCAUCUCCUUCCGGAAAGAGCAUUCCGGUAAAGAUGAAUACCGAAUCUGACUAUUUGGUCGCAACAUUUGUUCCUGAAACUGUUGGUCGUCACUCGGUAGCGGUUUUAAUCAGUGACCAACACAUCAUUGGGUCUCCGUUUAAUUGCAACGUUUUUGACGUCAACAAGGUAAUUGUUUCUGGCCUGCCGGGACAGAAAACGUUGAACAGAAGCAUGCAAGACCUUUCAUUGUCUGGAAAAGAAACCGCGGAAGUUGGAAAACCUGUAACGUUCAGUGUUGAUGCGGCUCAUGCUGGGGAAGGUACUUUGGAACUGGUUGUGUCCACACAACAUACUACAGUUAAAGCGGAAGUGGUGGCUUGCGCCAGGGGCCUUUACGAGGUCACCUUUGUGCCACAAACAAACGAGACCCAUUUCGUUAAUAUUACAUUCAACGAAAUGGAAAUCCCAGGUAGCCCAUUCCAAUGUUCUGUUAUUGAACCAGUUCAAUAUCUUCAGAUCGGUAAUUUGGUGCACAUUGACCUAUUAAAUGACCACAAGUUGGAAGUGACAGAUCCCAACAACCACAUCGUGAAAUACACGUUGAAGAAUUCAAAGGCAGAAUUUUCUGUCAACCAUACAGGAGUUUAUCACAUACAGUUUAUUAAGGGUCACGAGGUUGUAGGGUCACGCACAAUUCACGUCUUUAACAUGUCGAAAAUUGAAGUGGUGAAUGUGCCUGAUGCAAUAUCUCAUCGACCUGCUGUAGUUACAGUCAAUAUUAACAAAGCAGGACCUGGAAAACUAACUGCGGCAGUAAAAUUCGCCAAUAAAGAUGUACCCCACAGUGUACGUCAAAGUAUCAACAUCCCUAAACUGUGGGAGAUCGUGUUUCAUCCCAGUAACGUUGUGCCACACAGAAUCGUAUUGUAUUACAACGGAGUUCCUCACCCGAACGUCCUUGAAAUAGGUGUAAAAGCUCCUGGGAAUGAACCUUGGGCCGGUGGUAUAGGGUUGUAUCAAGCUAGGGUUGGAAAAGUGGCUUCGUUCAAUAUAGACACGCUAGGAAAGCCAGCUAGAGAAUUCGACGUGGUAAUUAGUGGACCCGCAGGAACUGCCGUGCCUGUUCGCUGUUAUCAAACGAAAACAGGAAAACUGCAAGCGGAAUAUACGGCAAAAGAUAUUGGUGCCCAUAAAAUUGAAGUUCUUCAUCAAUCUAAACCAUUGAACGGGAGUCCGUUCAACUGUCACGCGUUUGACGUCGACUAUGUCAGAAUUUUCGAUAUUCCACACACCCAGAGCAAUGUUGGAGAAAAAAUUGGAUUCAAUGUAUCUACAAAAAAUGCCGGUCUUGCCGAUCUGGAUGUCAAAAUAACGAAUCCAAUAAAUCAGACGGUAGCCAUUCAAAAAAAUCAGUUGGACGACCACACAUUCCAAAUAAGUUUCUUGCCAACAUUACCAGGCCUAUUCCAAGUUUCGAUCACAUACGGAGAUAUCCCCGUGAAAGGAUCGCCUUUGGCAUUGGGUGUUGGCCCAGUUGGACCUACCCCACCUCCUCGCGCAGUUGGUAAAGGCUUAGAAAGUGGCCAAGUUGGAGAAAGGACCAACUUCAUAAUAACCAGCGUUAUACAACCGAGGGUAAUAAUAGACGCAGCAGAGGGUAACAUCGACGCCCAUAUUCAGUGUUCAAAACCUGGAGAAUAUCUCGUGUCGUACACUCCAAAAUGGGUUGGAACUUACGAUAUCAUUAUUAGCAUUGGUCCUAAUGAGCUUGCCGGAUCCCCAUUUAGGCCUAACAUUGUAGAUGUAAAUUUAGUUCGUUUAAUAGGCGGCUGGCCUCAAUAUUUGGAUGACACUGGUCGGAUAAAACUUCCUGCGAAAUUGGCCUUUGACACAUCGAGCGCUGGACCGGGAACUCUGGAAUGCAAACUGGCCGGGCGCAAAUUAAUGCCAGAAAAAAGUGGCGCACGUGUACGGUUCGAACUGUCACCGGAGGGGUUGAAUGCUGGUGAACACGAUUUCGAAAUCAAAUACGCCAACAUUCCUUUGCCGGAAGCUCCCAAAACUGCCGUUAGUCUUAAAGAUCAGGUUGUGCUUACAGGCAGAGGGUUGGCAAAUGCGCAAUGCGGUGAACCUGCAUAUUUCACCAUUGACGGUUCAAAAUCUGGACCAGGUAAUCCGGAAGUAACUCUACAUGCCGCCGAUUCUAAUCAGCCCGUACCGGUAAUGAUAAGCUUAGCGGGAGAAAAAAUAUGGAGGGCAACUUAUACGAUUAAUACUUCCGGAAAUUAUUUAUUAUCGGUCUUGUGGAGCGGUAGGCUUGUCAAGGGUUGUCCAUUAUUAGUAGAAGUCAAAGGUGGAGCAGACGCUUCAAAGGUUCUAUGUUCUGGUGAAGGUCUUCAUCAAGGAAUAGUAGGAAAAGAAAUACGAUCCUGGAUCGAUACCAGACGUGCUGGUCCAGGAGAGUUAACAGCACACUGUGCAGGGCCGAGGAAAGUCGCUUACUGUGAACUUUACGAUCAUGGAGACGCCACGUUCACUUUGAAUGUAAAGCCGCAAGAGGCCGGAAAACAUUUAUUAACAAUAAAAUACGCUGGACAACAUGUUCCAGCAUCUCCUUUUACGCUUAGAGUAGCUGGUGCACCCGAUCCUACAAAGGUGAGAGUAUACGGUCCAGGUAUAGAACAUGGUGUAUUGGCGACGUUUCAAUCUAGGUUUAUAUGUGACACACGAGGGGCUGGUGCUGGACAAUUGACCGUCAGAGUUCGUGGGCCAAAAGGGGCCUUCAGGGUGGAAAUGCAGAGGGAAAGUCAGAAAGAUAGAACAAUACUUUGCAAAUUCGAUCCCACUGAACCUGGAGACUACAGAGUAGAAAUUAAGUGGGCUGGCGAACAUGUUCCCGGAUCUCCCUUUCACGUAAUGAUUUUUGAUACGCAAGAAGAAUUGAGAAGAUAUUUAACAUCAAUCUAAUUUUUUAUAUUUAUCUGUUUCUAAUAAUAUUUACUAUUAAUAACAUUCUCAUUGAAAUUGAUUAUUUAGAGUUAUUAAGUACAUAAUUUCUGAGUAUGUGAUAAUAUUAUGUUUGUUUGUUUGUUUGUUUAUUUAUUUAUUGAGUUGUAUUGUCAAUUGAAUAAAUUAAUAUUUUGGCUGGAAAGGAACUGGUCCAAAAAUGUUAUGCUAUUAAAAAUUGUAUCCGAUUUAACGUUAUAUAUAUUUUUUUAC
Molecule: messenger RNA, 9275 nt
Organism: Agrilus planipennis (emerald ash borer)
Lineage: Eukaryota; Metazoa; Arthropoda; Insecta; Coleoptera; Buprestidae
Product: filamin-A
Exons: 24
Coding region: 627-9023 (2798 amino acids)
Biological process (GO): actin cytoskeleton organization
Molecular function (GO): actin filament binding
Source: RefSeq, a predicted model, not a curated record